UAUUUUGCGCUCUUAUAAUUUAUAUUAGCGAUGGGAUCAAGUAGAUUUGAAUUUGUUUGCAACUUGAUUUCGAACUCUUUAUCAAUAUGAUUACCUAAAGAAAGCAGUAUUUUCAAGUAAAUAAAUUUGUAAAUACAUGUUAAACUUGAUCCCAUCACUAAUUUUGCGUUUAUUACUAAUUACAACAGGAUAAAAUUUUAUUAAUGCCAAAAAGUCUGGCUAAUGGCAGUUAAUUAUUUGUUUAACAAAUGGAAACAAUUCAACGGAAUCAUCAAACUCUCAUUCUUGUUGUAACAACUCAACAAUCAACAAUAAACAAACUAAGCAACAACUUUUUCUGAGAAUCGUGAGCUUUUUAACUUCCAAGGAGCCAACUCGGCAGGAUGUACGAGGUUCCUUCCGAUCAGAAGCGGCGAGUCCUUCGUUUCUGCGGAUUCCUGUACGACUGCUGGUACACGGACAUGAGCCGCCAGUGCUCGGGAUAAUCGGCGUCCCGGCAGCCGUUCACCACGCUGAACGGCGGCGUCAGGGUGUCGAUGCAGAAGGCGCGUCUGGCGAACGGGGUCCUCGGCCGCGGCACUGUCGUCCUCGCCGGCGGCAAACCGUUCCUGCGCGCUCCGUCUUCGCCCGUCGCGGCUCGGCACCUCUGCUCCAAACCCAGGGCGAAACCCACCGCGGACCUGAUCAGCCUCGGAUCCUCUUGGCUCCUUUUUCUUCGUUCGGCUUCCGCUUCCGACUCACCUCGGCACGCGGCGCACUUCCGCUCGGUGAUGCGCGGCACAGAACUCGACCUCGCCAACUUCCCACUUCGGGAAAGUUUGUCACGGCCUUCUGCAACCAAGUGCAUUGUUAUUAUAUUAAUUUACCAUUACAGGUGCAAUCAUAGCAGCAACAGUUCUGAUGCAGAUUCUUCUGCUGCGCCUCCUGAUGUUUCGUGCAGUUGCCGCAUUGCUCGCUCUUUUGUCCUUCGCCGCGCACCAGGAGCUCGCGGUUCUUCGGUGCCGGUGUGUGCUGGAUCAAGGCGAAGAUCGCCGGGGCUAGCCCGCCCUCGGAGCCGUCAAUGUGCGUAGGUCUACGUGGCUCGUACACCGGGUCCAUCGGCGUUUCCCAACAAAUCGCUAGGUCCAUCCGGGUCUUCGGCUUCUUACAACCGAGCGCGGGCACGAACGGAUAAUCUUUCGCCUCCAACAUUGCGACGUCGACGUUAUCUCGAACCUGACACUCGGCGUCUCGCUCGCAAUCGGCCGAACAAGGACGACAUCCUUUCCUAAAGAUGGAAUCGUCCACCCGAUCCGGGAGCGGCUGGUGCUGCAGGUUCUCCGCGUGCAAUCUCUUCGCCAAUGCGAAUUUGUCGGCGCAAGAAGCGAUUUCUUGAAUAAAAAAAGAUCUUUCUGGGACAUCCAGGCGCGUGUUUCUUCGAAUUGGAAGGCGACUUUGACUUCCCCGAGAUGCUUUCGGAUCGACAGGUCCUGCGAAGAUCGUCGUUGCUUCGCCGAACAAUCGAUUUUCGAGCGCGACAACAAGAGCAAUGCUCGCGCGAUUCCAUAUUCCCGCUGAUCGAUUCCUAUCUCUAUACCGUUUUGCUCGUUACACUUGAGGAAGAUUACAUAACGAUGAAUGCACGAUUUAACGAGCGGUCGACGACAGGGACGGAGGCGUAGUUUUUCCAGCGAGAAAAACUCGAUGAAAACCAUUGCUGCCGUUUGUUCUCCAUUUUUGAAAAAUUGAUAUGGACCCGAGAACCAUCAUCAGGACUAUAGGAAUUCCGGGAAAGAGCGUCGCUCCCACUCCCGACGUCGGUCGCCCUGGAGAUAGGACAUGAUAAUUCGAUAAAACCAGCUGGCUUACAUUACAUCCCAGAGAGGAAAGUCGCGCGAUGACUUUCAGGGAUGUGGCUGCGAUUUACUGCCUCAACAAUCCAAGAUUUCCUUUUUUCCGCUAAUAACAGUUUAUUCUGGGUCACCUGAACGGAUUCGCGUGCAUCACAUCGGAAGAAUAGAUACGAGGGUUGUAUUAUAAAUGCAAAACACUACGCAUAUCAUCAUCACGCUACAGAAGGCAAAUGAAUAAGAAGAAAAAGAGGAAUUGGAACAUUCUUGCUGCGCUGAUUGAAAUCAUCAGGAAGAAGAUGAAACCAGUUCGAAACCGUAGCAAAGAUUUUAAGUUGGAAUAUAAUAUUUUCUGAUUAUGCAUCAGAGAAUUUAAAAAAUCACAAAUCGACAGGGUUGGUCGCGGAAAGAGAUCCUGAGGACAGAUACACGCCUUAUUAAGGAAAAAGGAAUAAUCGCCUCGUGAAUCUUAACAAGUCAUCGGGCCCAGCGGUUUCUUAAUUGCGUUAAUUUCAACGAUCAUCAUCAUGCGUUCGUCGACAACCCGGGGAAAACACGCGGCCCUCUGCGUAGCGACCGAUCGUGAUGCGAGGAUGAAUGAAUCAGUCGACAAGUCCAGUAGACCGGAGGACGUCAUGCGUGCCGGACAAUCCGCAUUGUGAAACGGUCCAGAGAGGUCACAGAAAGAGGUGCAGUGCUCUUUGGAAAUACCUGGUGACUUAAUUUCAAGUGUUGGUACUUUUUUAGUAUAAAGACAUGGACGGGGAAGCGAAAAUAAGCGACCAGCUCUCGUAUCUGAACGAGGUUCACGACAACGUGUCGCAUCCGCUGACCUCCAGUAACUCGGAGACGGUUCUACCGAUGUUCGCUCGUGCCGGUUUCGUCGAGGAAGCUGACAAUAAUCCGGUCAACAAUAGUUCGCGAAGACUGUCCAGGACGGAGCUCGAGGAGAAGCCGGACUUCAACUUCAGAGUCGAGCCGGAGGUGCGCACGCCCGACGUGAAUGUCUACCAGCACAAGAAGACUCUCGCCCAGGGUAUGAUGGACCUGGCCCUGCUGUCGGCCAACGCGAACCAGAUGCGCUACGUUCUCCAGACGGACGGCCGGCACCCGUACUUCUAUCCGUCGCUCACCAUGAUCAGCCUGAGUCUCUUCCUGCAGAUCGCCGUGGGCGUCGGACUGAUCUGGAACAGCGUCUACAACGUCAAGGAGCACGAGCAGAUGUGCAAGGCUAACAAGGCCAACAACUGGACGGUCAUCGGGAUCUUCUUCGUCACGAUACUAAACGUCUUCAUCUCCUCUUUCGGCGUCGUCGACCAGGCAUCCAUCGUGACGUAGGAGGAGCCUAGGGUCUGUCUAUUUUCCAUUAUUUUCCUCUUUUAUUGCUCUCUUUGUCAACCAUUUGAUUGCCAUAUACGUAAAAUGCGUACAGCUUACCCAAAAGUAGCAAAUUGACGUCAUUAAACGUCAAAAUGACAUAUGCUUGCUGCCUGGAUGAUGUGAUUGAAUUAUUUCUCUUAAUUUUUAAAAUAAAAAAAACUAUAUCAGGUAGAAAGCAUACG
Molecule: messenger RNA, 3391 nt
Organism: Nylanderia fulva
Lineage: Eukaryota; Metazoa; Arthropoda; Insecta; Hymenoptera; Formicidae
Source: RefSeq, a predicted model, not a curated record